UUGGCUCUCAGUUGCCGGCAAACUAUCGACGUGUUGUAUUGUGGUGACGCCGUGUGCAGCGCAGCCCGCCGUGUAGUCUCGUCGUCGUCGUCGUCGUCGUAGUUGUCGUCUCGUCUUCUCGCAUACCUAUAUAUAUAUAGUGUCACAUCUCCUCGCUCACCCGAACCCCCCGUAUACCGCAACCCCGGUUCUAUUCGUGUACCACACACACUACCCCUGUCCGUCCGCGUGCGUCUCCGGUCACCGUCGUCCCGCGAAGUUUUCUUGUGUGCGGUUUUUUUUUUUUACAGUCUCGCCUAUCGCGAUCGCGCAAGCGCCACCCUCCGAAGGGAUAUCGCGUGCCGAGAAAUAACGUCUUCGGCGCACCGCCGCCGCCACCACACCCACCACCAUCACCACCACUACCUCCGCCACCGAUUCCACCGCCUCCACCGGCCGGCCGGCCAACACGUGGUCUCAGGCGCACGUGCACCGCCGCCCAGACACGUCCGAACGAGAGCGCGUCGCCGAGACAUGUCGUGGACGUCAAUCGUCGUCUGUGCAACGCUCUGUGGGUUCGGUGCCGCUACCGACGAAUUUUCGGGUGGAAAAUUUCUACCAGACGAACAUGAUCUCCAAACUGCCAUCAAAGUUCCGUUCGAGGACCCGCAGCUAUACUUUGACAGCGGAGAGGACGGUUUUCCAGCAUUUGGCAUUAAACCUGGAUCUGAUAUAAAAUCACCGUAUCGAUUAUUCCUCCCAGAAAAAUUGUACUCGGAGUUCUCCAUCGUGGUUAAUUUCAAACUAAAUUCUAUGGACGGCGGUUUUUUGUUCGCCGUUGUCAAUCCUUUAGAAAACGUGGUGCAAUUGGGCGUGCAGGUCGUACCGUCGUCAUCGAGCGCGAUGAACGUGAGCUUCCUGUACACGGACGUGAACAAAUACUCGUCGUCGUCAAACGUCUUGGCCACUUUUUCAGUGCCGUGGAAGAUCCGGAAGUACAUUCGGCUGAGCUUGAAGGUGACCAGGGAGUACGUGCGGUUGUUCGGCAGGUGUUUGGAACCGCAAACCGUGAUGGUGGUCAGGGAUCCGGUGGAGCUGCUGUUCGAUUCGGCGUCCACGUUGUACAUCGGCCAGGCGGGGCCGCUGAUCAAAGGACCGUUCGACGGAGCCAUACAAGAAAUGAAAAUCUACGCAUCGCCGGAUUUCGCCGAUAUCCAGUGCACGGAACUUUUGCAGCCAGACGAUGACAAGGAACCAGAAAAUCCCGAAGACCUGGCUAACGGCGGUUACUCAGACAGACCACCUGCUCCACCGCCACCACCGCCAUCGAACGAAAACCAUAGCUAUCAGACGCCCAACAUCAAAGGGGAUAAAGGCGAUGCCGGUCAAAAGGGAGAGUCGAUCAGAGGACCACCCGGACCACCAGGACCUCCAGGCUCGCCGUUUUCCGGGGACUUUGCCACCGACGAAGAACUCGUCAAGUCUGGAGUAUCUGGACCGAGGGGUCCGCCGGGCAUAUGUAGUUGUAACCUCACCACGUUAUUUGCACCCGGCAACAUACCGGAAUUAAUACAAGGACCGCCGGGCAAUCCAGGCAUCGAUGGCAAAAUGGGAUUGACAGGACUCCCGGGUGCCGUAGGAUUGCCAGGAGAUCGAGGACUAGAAGGCAUAAAAGGGGACAAAGGUGAUAGAGGAGAUGUCGGGCCACGAGGGAACGAAGGCAUUCAAGGCCCUAAAGGCGAUUCUGGAAUUGACGGGGAACGCGGUUUACAAGGACCUCCGGGUCCACCAGGUCCUCCUGGGGGAUCAGACUUUUCAAACAAUGAUCCAAGUUGGAAACCAAGACCGAUUUACAAGGACAUUGGGUUUGAGUCAAACGUUGGGAGGCCCGGUCCCCCGGGUCCUAAAGGCGACCCGGGUGUUGACGGCGCUCCGGGCUUAAAAGGUGCAAAAGGAAUUCAAGGCAAUAAAGGCGUUCGCGGGGAGCUUGGAAGCAAAGGAGUCAAAGGCGACAAGGGUCAUGCUGGAUCUCCUGGACCGCAAGGUUUUAAAGGGGAACGAGGAAUACGCGGAUUUGACGGAACUCCAGGAAUGCCAGGAGAAAAUUCUCGCCCAGCGCCCAAAGGCGAAAAAGGCGACAGUGGGACACCCGGACCACCGGGUCCUCCUGGACCAGCGCAGUCUGGAGUGAAAAUUGAUAAAACGGAUACAGCAGUUGUGAAAACAGUCAAAGGUGAUAAAGGCACAAAAGGAGAUCAUGGAGAAAAGGGAUCCGUUGGUAAUCUGGGCCCAGGAGGAAACCCUGGUCCACCUGGUUUGACGGGUCCCAAAGGUGAACGAGGAGAGCCCGGUUUACCAGCACCCUCGUUAUCUACGACCGAUCUAGGAAUGAGCAUCAAAGGAGAUAAAGGUGAAAUGGGAAGACGAGGUAGACGCGGAAAACCAGGUCCUAUAGGUCCACCUGGUCCACCCGGAGAGAUUGGUUUACCUGGCUUACGAGACGACGGUUCACCGGGCAAACCAGGAGGUCUUAAAGGGGACAAAGGAGAUCCGGGAGUAUCUGUGAAAGGGGAUAAAGGAGAUCCGGGAAAAGACGGAAUACCAGGUGCUGGAGGAACAUACGUGCCCGUUCCAGGACCACCAGGCCCGCCGGGAAUUCCUGGUGUUGCGAUCGAAGGUCAAAAAGGCGAACCUGGUGAUCCAGGAUUUUCUUCGUCGCCGCUCCGAAGUGAAAUAAACGAACCCGUCAUCGUACCAGGCGCUAUGACGUUCCCGAACAAGAAAUCGAUGAUAAACGUGACAGACAGAACUCAGAUGGGUACCAUUGCAUUCAUCAUCGAAGAGGAAGCCCUUUUAGUACGUGUCACGCGUGGCUGGCAGUACAUUUCCCUUGGUUCAUUGGUCACAACUGGAAUCGACCCGGUCCCGACGAGCGUUCCGAUUCCGACAAGAGUGCCGUUGGAAUCAUCGAAUUUAGUACAUAACCAUCCAGUAAAAGAUAACACAAUGUGGCAUCCCAAAAUGUUACGAAUAGCAGCGUUGAACGAGCCAUACACGGGUAACAUGCACGGAGUUCAGAGUGUGGACUAUUCGUGUUAUCGUCAGUCUCAGCGAGCGGGGCUUCACGGGGCGUUCAAAGCGUUCCUGUCCUCCCGGAUUAACAAUUUGAAAACGAUCGUUCACGAAUCCGACAGAGAUUUGCCCGUCGUCAACAUCAAAGGAGACGUCCUGUUCAACUCCUGGAAAGACAUAUUCAGCGAGAACGGCGCGUUUAUAUCGCAACAGCCCAGGAUAUACAGUUUCAGUGGCAAAAAUGUGCUCACCGAUUUCACGUGGCCUCAGAAGACCAUCUGGCACGGAUCGGACAUGUCCGGUGACAGUGCCGUGGACGGAAACUGCGACGCUUGGAACUCGGAGAGCUCCGACAAACGGGGACUAGGCUCGUCGUUGACGCCAAAGUCCGACCGGCAGGCAAAGCUCCUGGACCAGGAUUCGGCGUUCGACUGCCGCAACUUUUUCGUCGUCCUGUGCGUGGAAAUCACACCGCACUCGGGGGCGAUGUUUUCGAGGAAACGGCGCAGUGGCGGAGGAGGGUUUCACGACGAACCUCAACCACCGAUGAGCCGCCAAGAGUACGAGAAGCUCAUGGAAGACAUCGGAGCUUGAGCACUAUACGAUAUACAAGCCCGAAAACGCAUCCGUCUCGCCAGCUGUACCUAUUCGAUUAUCACAAAAUAAUAUAACGUUAUCAUUUCGACUUCAUAUUCUCUAGUGUGUACGGUGGCGCCGACACCGCGCUUCUUGUCCAAUUUAAUUUUCCAGUUUUUUUUUUUAAGACACUACUUUGCUGUAAGCCAUACAAUACCUAUAAUAUAAGCGAAGCCAUAUAAUAAUAUUACAUAUUAUACGACAUAAUUAUAAUUAUUAUGUCAUUAUACUAACGACUACACCGUUUAGUCAGGAUAUGUCCUUCAUUCCUCGUUACUUUUCGUUAUAAAAUACAAAAACAUAUUUUAACAA
This is a messenger RNA of Acyrthosiphon pisum (pea aphid), 3999 nucleotides long. RefSeq names its product collagen XV/XVIII-type protein multiplexin (gene Mp). Gene Ontology annotation, biological process: extracellular matrix organization. The record is from RefSeq and is a predicted model, not a curated record. Bases 514 to 3645 code for a protein of 1043 amino acids. NCBI's taxonomy places the organism in Eukaryota, Metazoa, Arthropoda, Insecta, Hemiptera, Aphididae. The transcript is spliced from 32 exons. Gene Ontology annotation, molecular function: extracellular matrix structural constituent conferring tensile strength.